Molecule: messenger RNA, 1332 nt
Organism: Stegastes partitus (bicolor damselfish)
Lineage: Eukaryota; Metazoa; Chordata; Actinopteri; Pomacentridae
Gene: ppt1
Product: palmitoyl-protein thioesterase 1 (ceroid-lipofuscinosis, neuronal 1, infantile)
Exons: 10
Coding region: 56-967 (303 amino acids)
Biological process (GO): receptor-mediated endocytosis; protein depalmitoylation
Cellular component (GO): lysosome
Molecular function (GO): palmitoyl-(protein) hydrolase activity
Source: RefSeq, a predicted model, not a curated record
UCAUGUGACAAGCGGACCGACGAACAAGCAGGAAGAACGCAGCAGCAGGUUCAGGAUGUCAGCGGUCCUCCUGUGUCUCCUCCUGGCUGGUCCAGUGCUGCUCGCUGCCUCCAGGCCUUAUGAUGACUCCAACAACGGGACUGUUCCCCUGGUGCUGUGGCACGGGAUGGGUGACAGCUGCUGCAACCCGCUCAGCAUGGGGGCGAUAAAGAAGAUGAUCGAGGAGGAGAUCUCCGGCAUUUAUGUUCUGUCGCUGAUGAUCGGGAAGAACGUGGUGCAGGACACGGAAAAUGGGUUUUUCAUGGACGUGAACGAGCAGGUGUCGAUGGUGUGCAGUCAGCUGGCUCAGGAUCCCAAACUGAAGGGCGGAUACAACGCUAUGGGCUUCUCUCAGGGGGCGCAGUUCCUGAGAGCUGUGGCUCAGCGCUGUCCCUCCCCACCAAUGAAAACCCUGAUCUCCGUCGGCGGCCAGCACCAAGGUGUGUACGGGCUGCCCAGGUGUCCCGGUGAGACCUCCCACAUCUGCGACUUCAUCCGUAAAGCCCUGAACAGCGGCGCGUACUCCGACAUGGUUCAGAAACACCUGGUCCAGGCCCAGUACUGGCACGACCCGCUGAACGACGACCUGUACAAGAAGCACAGCCUGUUUCUGGCCGACGUCAACCAGGAGAGGGUUGUGAAUGAGACGUACAAGAAGAACCUUCAGCUGCUGGACAAGUUCGUCAUGGUCAAGUUCCUGCAGGACUCUGUGGUGGAUCCUGUCGACUCCGAGUGGUUCGGCUUCCUGAAGACCGGCCAGGCCAAAGAGACGGAGACUCUGCAGGAGAGCGUUCUCUACAAAGAGGACCGGCUGGGCCUGGCAGCGAUGGACAAAGCUGGAAAGCUGGUUUUUCUGGCCACUGAGGGCGACCACCUGCAGUUUACCAGAGAGUGGUUCACUGCCAACCUGCUGCCGUACUUACGCUAGAACACGUCUGCAUGCUGAUGGAUCACUUCAACAUCAUACGUUUUUGUAGCUGCUGUUGAUUGGAGGUUGUGGGUAAACUGGAGCAGACUUAACACGAUUCACUCCAUUUGCACUGAUCACUUCUUUACCGUCGAUUCUUGUUUUGUGAUGCCGUAUUAACGUUAGCAGGUUGUCUGUCUGUUAGCUACUACCACUGAGCUGUUAAUGUCAUUUUAAAUGUGAGCUGCUCUGAUGAGGUCAGUUGGUUUUUAAAGGGUUUUAGAAUCACUAAAAGGCCGUUUAAAUAUAAAUCGUUUAACUGUAAAAUGAUGCUUCUGUACAUAUUGUGCAUUUCAUCCAAUAAAGACACCAACAUACAGAUCUUA